Molecule: messenger RNA, 4787 nt
Organism: Corylus avellana
Lineage: Eukaryota; Viridiplantae; Streptophyta; Magnoliopsida; Fagales; Betulaceae
Gene: TRM15
Product: GPI-anchored adhesin-like protein, putative (DUF3741)
Source: RefSeq, a predicted model, not a curated record
GGAGGGAGAAUCAGAAGAGGGUGGUGGUGACUUUGAUGAUGUUUGAAGAUGGAACUGUAGCAGAGAAAAUGGAGACAGCCAAAACUUUCCUUACAGACAAAGCUCUCUCUCUCUAUCUCUCCCUUUCUUAAUGGGCCCAGCAAUCCUACCCCCAACUGUCACGUAUUCUUCCACUGUCAGCCAACAACAUUGUAAAGCUUUCUCCUUUCUCUUUCACCACCGCACCACCACUUUUCUCAGUCUUUAAUGGCUGCCUAAUAUUAGAAAUUCUGCAUAAAAAACUAAUGGGUCGGUGCUAGAUAAGCAUUUGGGGCCUCUCUUUUUGGCUGUCACAAAGAUACCCACAUGGAAAAAGUCUUGUUUUAGUCAGGUUUUUCGCUGAAUUUGCAGAAAACUCAUCUUGAUGUUUUGGAAAGCUUGAUUUUUUUUUUUGGGUUCCUUAGUGGUGAAUUGGGGUCUUUCUUGGUGCUUGAAGCUUUGACAUUUGGUGGGGUAUUGGGAAAAAGCUUUGGAUUCUGACUUCGUAAUUUGGAAAACGAGUAAUUUUGGUGUUUCAGGGGCUAUAUUUUUGGGCGUCUUCCAUGGUACAUUGGAGAGAAUUGGAAUUUUUACUUUUCACACCAUCUCUUGGCGUUCUAGCGGCUGAAGCAUUUGCACUGAGUGAAGAUUUUAAAUAGGCUUGGGCAAAGAGAGAACGUGCAAAUUACCAGAAUCAUCAGUCCAACUGCGUUAGAAACCCUCAAAGUUGGAUUGAACUAGUGUUUAUGAGAUUUGAGUUUAUCAGUUUCAAAAGGAGGUUUUUGUGUUCCUCAAGCUUCUGAUCACAGUUUCCCACAGAGUUGGUCAUUGAAAUUGGAGGAGAUAUUGUGACCAAUUUGCGAUCACUAAAAUUGGAGGAGAUAUAUAGUUAUUCUAAAUGGUCUUUUCUUUGAGGGGAAGACCAGAUUACCGGAAUUUUGAGCUUUCGUGAAGUCUGUGAGGUGCUGUUUAAAGCUUAUUGAUAUAAAAAGAAGGGUUUGAUACCUUGCCAUCCAAAGGAAGCUUUAGUGCCUUGAGCUUCACUCUGUUGAAAGCUUGAGGGGUUGAUAUUGGAAUCUGAUAAUUCUUCUAUAAUAUAUUUUUCCGGCUGCAUAGUUGUUCAUCUCCUUGUUGAAUUUAAGGACUCUAGAUUCGAGGUUUAAUGUGGUCAUUACUAGGGUGGAAUUUUGAUUGAACAAAGCCAAAUAAGAUUCAAGAUUUUCUCAUUCAUUAUGGCAAAGAAAUCCCUGAGACGCCCUGUACGGUAUGAAAAAGAUCAGUCAGGCUGUAUGUGGGGCUUGAUCAGUAUCUUUGAUUUCCGCCAGGGUCGCUCUACUCGGAGGCUGCUUUCAGAUAGGAAGCUUGGGAGCAGGCAUGCUGUUGGUGCUGGACAUUCAGUGAAUAAAUUUGAGGUGUUGAGUAAUUUGGAUGGAAAUCAUCAGGGCACCCUCGAUGGUGAAGAGAGCACGACAGCAAUAGUGACAACUGAUGCUGGUAAGCCUAGUAUGAAGAAACUCAUAGAAGAGGAGAUGUUCAUUGAGGAGGACCUGAAAAAGGAGAAUAUCAAUGCUGAAGUAGAAACAAAACUGAGCAAGUCAGUACAUGAAGGCUACAUAAAGACAGAGCACAAAAGAACAAAAAAAACUCGCAAGAAAAGCCAUGAUAUGGACAAUCAUGACUUGAGUGCUGCUAAAAACUUGGACUCUGAAUGCUCUUGUAUUCAGAAUUCAGAGAAACAAUCAGCAGACAAUAUAGAUGGAAUGAUGGAAGAGUUCUGCCGCUGGGUCCAUCAAAAGAGUUUAAAUUAUAUGAAGCAUGAACAGGAUGAUGAAGUUCAAGUGCAAUCAAACCAGACACAUUGUGAUUUUGAGAGAUUGAGCGAGGCAAUCAAGGAGUUUAUGAAUCAGAAGUUUGUUAAUGCAAAACAUCUCAAAGAAAAUGGGAAAAUCCACCACACCAAAGAACUGAUGGGUGCACGUGAGAUUUUAAGCUCCGAUGAGGAAUUGUUUCUGAAAUUAAUACAAGAUCCAAACUCUCUGUUGGCAAAAUAUGUUUUAAACUUGCAGGAUGGUCUGGUAGAGAAAGCCAAAGAACCCAAGUCUCUUCCAGAAUCCAACUUGCCAGAAGUGGCGCUUGGUAGUUUAAGACAAUCUGAGGAGCUUGUCAAUCGUAAGCAGCAGCGUAACUUCUUCAGGAGAAAGGUCAAGUCUCAGCAAAGAAACCCAUCGAAGCUAAUCGAGAAUUCUGAAGCUCCUAAUAGAAUUGUUAUUUUGAAGCCUGGACCGGUAGGCUUGCAGAAUUCUGAAACUGAAAAUGGUAUUGGCUCAUCACGAGAACCUCAUUACAUGGUUGGAGAUAAAGGGUCUACUGAGAGAGUUGGUGCACACUUUUUUCUUGCUGAAAUUAAAAGAAAGUUGAAAAGUGCCAUGGGAAAGGAAUGGCAUGGAAUCUCUACUAUUGCUGUUUCUAAUAAUAUUCCUCAUAAACUUCAAAGUUUGGGAGAUAGUGACAAAAGGAUUAAUAAGGAAGACACUGGGAAAAUUUCUCCAAGUAAGGAUCAUUUUUAUAUGGAAAGAACUGUUAGACCUGCCAUUGGUGCCAAGAAAGGAGACAAGACUGGCAAACUGAAAGAUUCCGAAAUAAGAAUGGAACAUGAAACUGAUGGUUAUCCCAAUCAAAAGGUUUCUAAUAUCUACAUUGAAGCCAAGAAACAUCUCUCUGAGAUGCUGAGCAACGGGGAUGAAGUUGUAGAUUUUUCAAGCAAACAGGUACCUAAAACCCUUGGGAGGAUUCUCUCUCUUCCUGACUACAACUUGUCUCCCAUUUCCAGUCCCGGAAGGGCCUGGGAGGACAAAUUCGUAACUGCACAGAUGAGGUUUUCUGCCUGUGGCAAAAUUCAGAAGGUCAAUUCAAACACAUGGUCUCCCAAAAGAGAAAACAAUGUCAGCCAUCUAGGUCGGGCAACAGAAAACUUAGAGAGUCGGUCAUCCAUUUCUGACUGCCCUGACAAAAAAGUACAAGCUCUUGACUCAAAUCCGGAUAUCUCAGAUGAUCGUGAUAAUGGAGUGGAAGGAACCUUUGUUUCCGUUAGUGAUGAAAUCAGUCCUGAUGGUGUUGUAGAGAUUGUAAAAGCGACUGAAAUUGUAGUCCAUGAAGAGAUUAGUGUCUUGAAUGCUCCUCCUGAUCCAAGUAGCUCUUCAAUUAUCAGAGAUGAUCAAAAUGCUGAUACAUCCGAAAUUUGUGAUGAUAAAGAAUAUUGUGAAAGCUUGAAACAGGAAUCACAUGAAGAGAAGCAAGUGCCAUCUUCUCCAUCAGCAUCCCCCUCCAUCUCCUUAUUCAACAAGAAAGUUGAAAAUCUAGAAAGUGCUAUUGAUAUACCAGAGCGACCAAGUCCUGUAUCUGUUCUUGAGCCACUAUUCACAGAAGAUGACAUCAGCCCUACAAAGUCCAUAUCCCGAUCUGUCGAGCUAGCAGUGCAACCACUGCAGCUUCAAUUUGAAGAACCUGACUCAGCUGCUAAUCAAGUUCACUGUGCUAAAACUUGUACGGAAGACAAGGAACUUAUAUUCGAAUAUAUAAAAGCAGUGCUACAAGCCUCUGGAUUGAACUGGGAUGAAUUUUGUGUGAAGUGCCUUACUUCAGACCAGCUUCUUGAUGCAUCAUUGUGUGAUGAGGUAGACUUCUUCUCCAACCAGCUCUGCUAUGACCGGAAGCUCCUUUUUGACUGUGUUAACGAGGUUCUCGUGGAGGUUUGUCGGCACCAUUUUGGUUGCUGCCCUUGGGUAUCAUUCGUAAAACCUAGCCUAAGGCCAGUUCCAAACAUGAAAAAUGCUACUCAAGAGGUUUGGGGAGGAGUGAAUUGGCAUCUUGUUCCUCUUCCUCUGCCUCGCACUUUAGACCAAAUUGUCAGAAAAGACUUGGCAAGAGUGGGAGCAUGGAUGGAUCUUUGUUUCGAUGCGGACACUAUUGGCGUUGAGAUGGGUGAAGCCAUUCUUGAAGACUUAAUGGAAGACAUAGUAUUGAGCUGUGUACAUAGAAGUGCAGAAAGUGAGUAUACGGCUGAUCCGUUGGAAAACAGCAGCAGCAUCAACAUGUAAAAGACAAUCAACUUCUUUACGUCCAUGCCACACAUUGACCCAGCUUGUGUAGAGGUGGUAGGGAGGAGUCGCUUCUUGUCUAUCAGGGAAAGGGAUGACAUUCACUAAUUUGAGAGGGACCUUUGAUCAUAUGAUUUGACUUGGCUUCUUCUAACAUGUCUACUGAAAUCUGAAAUCUUGUAGAUAUCUUACAAUCUUCUGCAUGUGAGCCCUCCUCCUAGGCGAAAAUGAUCAAAAGGAGGAUCCCUCAUUAGUGCAAGCACUGCCUGCAAGAAUAAAAAUAACGCCUGUUUUCUGUGGCAAUUUUUCAAGUGUGAAAUCUGGGUCAGUGUGCAUUUCACCCAGUAAAUAGAGGUUUUCCCGUUUUAGAGCUUGUUGAAUUUUGUGGGUUGAUGUAGUCGAGGGUGUGUUCUUUUGUUUGUUUGAUUCCAAUCAUUCUUCCUUUUGUUUCACUUAUCUUUAUUUUGAGGGGUGUUUCUUUAUUUUACCUGUUUUGGUGCUGUAUUUACCAAAGUGUUGUGAUUGUAACUAAUUACUAUAGCCUAAGAGGAGAUAUGAGUGACUUCACAUUAGGAGUGUUGUAUUCACCAUACAAACAGAGUGCCAUGUGAUGGAUUGUAGAAAUUAAUACAUGAAAAAUAUGAAAAAAUUGUUCCAGCUGGUUUUGGUUAA